Messenger RNA from Orussus abietinus, 5644 nucleotides. RefSeq names its product G-protein coupled receptor Mth2. Gene Ontology annotation, cellular component: membrane. The transcript has 9 exons. Gene Ontology annotation, molecular function: G protein-coupled receptor activity. The coding region runs from base 2241 to 4385 and encodes 714 amino acids. Gene Ontology annotation, biological process: cell surface receptor signaling pathway; G protein-coupled receptor signaling pathway. NCBI's taxonomy places the organism in Eukaryota, Metazoa, Arthropoda, Insecta, Hymenoptera, Orussidae. The record is from RefSeq and is a predicted model, not a curated record.
CGUGUCCGCGAGUUCCCUCGGGCCAUUCCGAUCCCCGGAUUCCAGGUUAGGUUAGAUCCGGGCCCGGAAGACGUGGACUUUUCGCCAGGCAAUUAGGCAAUUAUCCUCGGUAGGGCUCUUCAAGUUCGCCGAAUCGAUCCCACGGAGGGGAUCCUCGCAAUUUCGGGACUUCGAGGGCUCGUGCUCGCUCGCUAAUCAGCUUCGUUCCCGUUUCCUGCCAUUAGUUUUCACGGGGAACGAGGGGAGACGGAAAUUCAGGGUCGGCAGCCCAUUGAUCGCGAACCAUCGGCUCGAUCCAUCCUCGUUAUAUAAUAAACCGUUGUUUUUCCCCGGGAAUUUCGGAAUGCCGAGGACGAGGCCAGGAGAGAAAGGCGCUUCUUCUGCCGAUCGAACCAUGAAAUGAGUUAUCGCCCUUCUUUUGUCUGAAUUUUUUUUAUUACGGAUAGAGCAAAGUUCGUGAUCUUGAACAAGAAGAGUGGACGAGGCUCGAGGUCUUCUUCAAUGGAGAAUUUCGUGUGAAGAGAGAAGUCAUCUUUUCUGAUAAUGCUUUGAAGCGAGGUAUCGGAGUUAAACUUUGAAGAUGUUUACGAGAGGAUAUAUACCAGAAAGUUAACUUUCACCGAUUUUUCCGGAAGAAAAUAAAUCGAAGCGGAGAAAAGAAGCAGCGAUGAAGAGCCCCGGGAACUAUUUUCGCCCUCUGAAAUUACCCUGGGAAAAUAAAGACUGACUCAAUGGGAAGAAUCGCGAUUACGCGUGUUAAUAAUGCCAGUUUAUGCAAUCAAGAAAUAAUACAACAGUGAUGAGAAGAAACAGAAGAAUCGCGAUUAACAUAAGAGAAGAGGAAUUCGCGAGAAGAAGAUAAUGAAUUCGGAAAUAUUAUUCAGGGACGCAAGGAAAGCUCGAGAAAAGUAAAGCAGAGUUUUCCAGUCCACUUGAGAAAACUAACACCGAGGGAAAAAAAAUCCGCAAGAGGCGAUUAACCGGCAGUUGAGAGGAUUGGAAAAACGCGGAGAUAUUUUAUUAAUGCCUAUCCCAUGUAUGUUAAUCCCUAUGCGAAUUAUCUAACGAUUUCCAUUACCGGUUUAAUCUCCAAUCAAGUGACUAUAAACCCGAGAAGGAAGAAAAUCUGGAAUUUAAAUCCGAGGACGAGAAACCGGCGACGAGGAAGUGAAUCGUUCGGUCGACCAAUCGCGAUGCUUCCUUGUUCCCUUGUUUCUCUUGUUUCUCUUGUUUAUCGAAUCGACUGAGAGGCCAAAGAAAUUCGGUAAACGUCUUCUACGCCUCGAAAAUCCAGGAGAAGGAAGUAAUCAGAAGUGUCCGUUCGAGGACAGAGAGAAUCGCAGCCUCCAUAAUUUAAUCUCUCCAGAGGCGAGUUUUUUUUUCAACGCGAUUUAAUCUUCCACUUCGUUACGCUUAAUGGAGUAAAAAUAACUCCGCAAAUUUUAAAGUUAAUCCUGCGCAUACGUGCCGAUACGCUCGAAGGGAUUAAUUGGGCUUUAAUUGAUGAAAAUUAUAUCAAUUCGAGCGGAAUUAAACGCGAACGCGUGUGUGGAUAUUCUUGAAGAGAAUAAAGGUUUAAUUUGUACAAUACAAUUUUUUCAUAAUGGUAGGAGUUAAAAAGUGGGUAGAGGGGAUGGAAGGAGUUCGGGAGAGGAGAUUCGUAUGGGAGUGUUGAGAGGAUCGUGGAGGGAGUGAAUUUAUAAAUGUACAAUGUAUGAUACGAUGAAGUGGACGUAUGAUAAGAGGCCUGAGAUGUGGAUAGUUCGAUGAAUGUCGGGGUUUAUACAUGUAUAUUUUUUUUUUGGCAUUGGAUAAAUGAGAAUGAGUACGAGUUCAACGCAAUAAGGACCGGUUGAACGAAUUAAGGACGAGGUGGACGCAAGAGAAAAAAAAUGAGACCCAGCAUCCUCGGUCCAGGAUAAGAGAGUUAACGUCAAGGAAGAAGCCCGAUCGUCGCCGAGGAACCCGCUGCUCGUUUUCGGCUUAGCCGGGGGUUCAAAGGGUUGAAACUCGGGGUGAAAGGGGUCAUGGGGAAAGGGAACCAGAGAAAGUGACGCGCAAUAUGGACGCGGGAGCAAGCCGAGCAUUUAUUUGAGUCCCCGAAGCGGGUCGAGUGCCGUUGGAGAGGCGAGAUCAAAUGAAAAAUGACGAAACGCCACCGCUUUGAGGCCCGAGGCUAGAGGACCCAGGAUACACGCAUUUCGGAAUAAAUUCCCGAAGGUGCAGCUGGAAAAUCCGCCAUGACGACCUGGCGCAAGUGCGACCUUCGCCGAGGAUGGCCGUUGAAAUUGGCGCUUCUUCUGGGCGCUCUUCAGGGUCGAAUAGCUCAGACAUCUCCGCUGGGGAAGUGUUGCGACCCUGACCAAGUGUUGAUCCCGGAUGCUGCAGGAUUUUCCUGCGCCCCUGCACCCCCUGAUGCCUCGGAAGUCGUCCUGGGACCGGAAAUUGUCGGACUUCCGGUCUGCAGGGCGGCUGCAGAACUCGGCGUCUCGAAGUUCGAGGACGCCAAAGAUGGCGUCUUUGACGACGCUUGCGUGGAUGUUUUGUUUCGAGCUCUUAAUAACAGUUAUCCUGUGGUUUUACAGUGUAGGGGGGGUAAUGAAAGUCAGGGUGGUUUUUCCUCUCCCCGGAUUUUGAGCGUCAGGAAGUGUUGUGGUUUUGGGGAGGUCUUCAGUGUUGACAGGAAGGCUUGCGUGUCCGUUCUUCGGGAGGAGUCUUCUUGGCUGGAGGAACUUCCCUUUGUCGAGGGCGCUAUAAAGGAUGGCGUGAUUUUGGCGGUCUCAAAAGGACCCCCUCGGUGCGAAAAUGCCAUUGUUGAUCACGAGAUCAACGCCACCGAUGUCACCUUCGUGAACAAUGGCCUGCAGGUGACGUCAUCGGCCGAGCUGACGCUGACGGAGAGCACCGGAUGUCUGGAUCGGAGUUCCUCGGGAGGGCUCCUGGUGGCAAGGGUCUGCUCCACUCCUGAAUUUUGUCUGGAACACGCCUGUCUCCGGAAAUGCUGUCCCGAGGACCAGGCGCUUUUUUUCAACGAGUGUCGCCCUCUUCCGAGCUCCGCGACCUCCGAGAGGCUCCACCAAGAGCUGGUGAAUUUCUCGCAAAACGUCUCCGAGGACGAUGUCUUCGACGUCUCGGCUGGUUACGGAGUUCUGGUGGGCAAACCUUGCAAACACGGGAUGUACCCGACCCUCCCCGAGGAAAGGUGGCACAUGACGAGCCGGGGCCACGUCUACGUGCCCACCUACAAGACCUUCGACCACCAGGAACACUGCAUGGACAUGUUCUACAACAACUCGGAGUUCCGGGAGGGCCUCUACCCGUUCGUCUGCUUUCCCGAGCCCUCCGUCUACGAGACCUCGGCCACGCGGUUCGGAGUGAAUGCAGCUCUGGAGCUGACGAGCUGCACAUUUCUGCUGUUGACGCUUCUGGUCUACAUUUGUCUUCCAUCUCUGCAAAAUUUGCACGGAAAGACACUCAUGUGUCACGUGGCCAGUCUCUUCAUGGCUUACGUGUGUCACACCGUCGUUGUCCUGGCAACCCCGGAAAGCGUCCAUUGGGAUCCUAAUUUGGAAACCCACGACUGGAGUGUGGGAUGCAAGGCUUUAGGAUACUCCAUGCUCUUCUUCUUCCUCUCGGCGUUCUCCUGGCUGAAUGUCAUGUGCUUCGACAUUUGGCGAACCUUCGGGGGCCUGAAGAGGUUUGGAAAUCCAAGGAGCAACAGGCAUUAUCACCUGAAGAGGUUCCUAUCUUAUUGCACGUAUGCCUGGGGACUCGCUCUGGGAAUCACCGGUCUGGGGAUACUUGCGGACUCCAUGGACAUUUUACCUCUACAUCUCAGGCCGAAUAUAGGCACCGAGAGAUGUUUCUUCGCCCAGACGCCGGGGUACAUCGGGGAGAUACUUUUCUUUAUGGGGCCCCUGUCCAUCCAGCUGCUGGCCAACGUCGUCUUCUUCGUCCUUACGGCCGUGAGCUGCAGCAAGGUUAAGGCUGAGAUAAGGAAAGUCAUGGCUGGUCCUGCCGAUCCUCGCAGCAGGCGCUUCCAGGCAGAUCGGACGAAGUUCAUCAUGAACGUGAAGCUGUUCACCGUGAUGGGGAUUUCCUGGGUCCUGGAAGUGGUGUCCUUCCACGUGAACCGCUACGCGACGAACCUGCAGUGGAAGGAAGAGUUCUUCUAUAUACCGGAUGCUUUUAACUGUCUUCAAGGACUGCUAAUUUUCGUUCUCUUCGUCAUGAAGAGGAACGUCUAUCAAGCCUUGAAGAGAAGACUCGGGAUUGCCGAGAGGAAUCCUGCCUGUGUCGGGGGUCUUCGGGAUCCCUACAAGGUUCGGAUGAGCGCCAGCAACAGCACCCUUAUGUCAACCUUCGCCGUCAGCACCUCACCCUGACGUACCCAGUGACGGUGAAACGCUUUUUCUUUCUUAAAAGAAAAGAGAAGAUGUGGACGCGUUUAACUGCCUCGAAGGACUGCUGAUCUUCGCCCUAUAAACGAAGAGGAACGUGUCGGACCCUGAAGAGAGGUCUACGGACUAUCGAGAGGAACUUAUACUCGUACCAGUCUUCAGGGUCUCUUCGUGGUCCGGAUGACCAGGAUCGGCACUCUCGUGUCCAUCCACGUCAUCAGCACUUUGCCUUAAUGUGCCUCGGGAAAGCGAAACGCUAUUUCUCUUAAAUUGGAAGAAGGGCAAAGUAGGAGCAUAAUCCUAGAAAUUUUACGUGUGCAAUUGUAGACAUAAUUGGCCAUUUUUCACGGUUUCUGUAACAUCGAAUUAGAGAUAAAUCUCUUUGUAAGAUUUGUAUCGACGUUAGAAGAAGGAUUCCGAGUCCUGUGGGAGAGAAAUCCCGAGAUCUUUCCUCGGGAUAUCUUUUCGAAGUAGGACUUGGAAUUAAAAAUUGAUCUUCGCCGCCAAUUGGGGCUCUCAGGGACGUAACCUGCCAGGACUCGGCCACGGGCACGGUAGUUGUAAGGAUUUACGAUUGUCUGUCCUUCUGGCGAGUUUCCAGAUGCUGCAUCCGCCGUUAUCCUUUAAGCCGCGACUAGGACCAAAGAAGCCUCGUUAUACGUUUAAGUGGGUGAACCUUACAAGCGGGGGACGGUACAAGUUACGGACAACUCGCGACUUGCCUUGACAAAUGUCCAGACUCGCCGAAGGAUGCAUUUCGUGCACCUCCUCGAAGGACUUUGGAGGACUUCCGGACUGCCCAAGCCCCGGCCUCGCCCCCUUCGAGGUCGUUCGCAUCGAUUCGCUCUUCAAUGAGGCACGCCACGAAGAAAUGGUUCAUACAAAAGUUGGCCAUCGGAUCUUUUUGAAAAACUUUUGUGGGAACCAUUUUGCCGUAGUAUGUGAUGUUUAAUAAAAAAGUCAUAUCAAAGGAAGCGACGCAGAGAGACAUUUUUCGCAGCCGGAAAAUCAUUCUCAUUUGGGGGAGGAAAAGAGAUCGAAGACCUCGGCAGAGAUACUCCCUAAUUUUCCUGCUUUCCACCCUUAGUCCGGAAUUUUUCUCCGAUAUUGCGAAGACCCGAAGAAAAGAUCUCCGAAAGGUAAGGAGCAGAUAUUUCCGGCCGCGAAGAGAAAUUUUAUUGUUUUCCCACGGGCGUUUCCCAUUAUUUUCGCACAACCUGAAGAUACCGAUCCAGGAGACCUAC